This is a messenger RNA of Phasianus colchicus (ring-necked pheasant), 17706 nucleotides long. The record is from RefSeq and is a predicted model, not a curated record. NCBI's taxonomy places the organism in Eukaryota, Metazoa, Chordata, Aves, Galliformes, Phasianidae.
UGCAGCAGGAUUCAUUUCUUUGACUGAGGUUUGCAUGUUUACAAAUAAACAUAAUCUCAGUUUUCUGAUCAGAGGACUCUGUUGGGGCAGUCCCCUUGUUCAGCUGUUCAGCACUGUGCACCAUAACUUGUUUGGGCUGUUCCAGAACACCUUUGUUUCUCACGUGCAGCAGUACUGCUGCUUAGUUUUCACACCCUUUUGUCCAACAACAAAACACCAUACAUCCAAACACAUACGCACUCAUCCAAAAGCCCCAGCGAUGCGAACCAAUCCAGAAGCUAAAGGCAUCAUUUAUUUCUCGGCGAGUUUUUACUGCAUUCCUACCUUCUGAUUGUUAAUUUCAUUUUUUUUUUUUCCCCCAGCUAUUCCGAGUUUUGCAGGAGGGCAGAGGGCCCGGGGCCGUGCAGCCGGCAGGUGGCAGCAGCUCGUUUCCAGCGGGGCCGGAGCGGUUCCCGGUGCGGGAUUGCACGCACUGAGAUCGGUGAGCGGAGCUGGAGGAGCCGAGUUCUAUUUGCUCGCCAAUUUUGCGCUUCAUUUCAUUCUGUCCAUUUGAAUAUUAGAUGUAGUUUAAUUCUCUUGGCUGUUAACGCGCUGAGCGAGUAGGGCAGAUUAGCAGCCCUUGCACUUGAAUUCCCAAUUGCUUUUUUGUCUUAACUCGUAAGGUGGAAUUACUUUCCAGUUUACUGCAGUGGACAAAGUGCGUGGCAAAGACGUGUUUCCUUUUUACACGGCUGUGCUGGGUUUGGUUGGAUUACAGCUGUGACCUCAAUGUCUGUAUACAAAGGUAUGUAAUAGAGGAUUUGCACAAGUUGUGAUAGGUGUUAGGCAAAAAGCACAGCCACACAAGCAGAAGUUCCUUUUUGCAAUUCUGAUCUUUGUCUCAGAACAGGAGGGAUUUAAAGUCUGCUGGUAUCCAUCUGGUGAAGCAUCCAGAACAUUCUUCAUUUUCAUUAUUUGUUUCUUCUCUGUUGAGAUAUUUGCAGACAUUAAGAAGUUGUGCGAUCCCAAUGACUGUUUUAACACACCAUCAAAAUAAUUCAUACUUGCAACAGCCUUCGGAGUCAUAGUAUGACUGCCUGCUGAAAUAGUUUUGCUCAUUGAUGAUAGAAUGUUUCUGUGUUUAAACAAGACAUCCUGUCACUAAAAAGCCAAGAUGGAGCUUUGACUACAAAAUUCCUAGCAGAUGAAUGGCAUUUCAGGGCCAAAUUUAUCUCUGUGUAUUUCACAGUUACUUUCAGGAGGAUGCAGAGGAUCUCAGCAUUUCAUGCUGACAACAGGACAGAGAUGUGGACCCACCUGAGUGCACCUCCCUGGGCUGGGAUGGAACAGAGCAGCCCCACACUCACCAUGAAGAAGGAAAUGGGACCGGUGCUGCACUUUUUCCAGUUUCUGGCAGCCCCCUCUCAGGAGAGGUCAGUACAAACCCUUCAGUCCCAGUUUGCAGAUGUGGGUGUGAAAAAUCUGUCUUCACAUACAGUGGUGGGAUGGCAAAGAGACAUUUUUAGAGUCAAAGUCCCCCAGAAACCCUCAUAGCAUUGCUUUAGUCUCUAGCCUACCCUUGGCAUUUACAUUCAUUUCUUCCUUAAAGGUUUUGCAUUUAUUCAGUGUAAUGUGUCAGUGUGGUAGGGCUGUGCCAAGCAGAGGGGCAGCCCUGAUGCCACCACUGCAGGCAUUUACCAGCACAGCUGUGCCAACAGGACAUGGGGCUGAGGCUGGGGUGCUGACGUGGGAUCUCCCAGCAUACCACCUCCCAAGUGCUCUCAGGGCUGCUAGAUGGGCAUUAUAUGUGUUUUGGAGAGCAAUAUGCAUAUUUUAGCAUAUUUUCCCAGAACAGACAACUGGAACCUGUUUCUCCAUGAGCAGAAAGUAAAUCCCAGUUUCCUGCAAAUCUGUGUCCUUUAUAACUGGAUUCCACCGCAACCAUCCCAGCUGCCUGCCCACCCACAUUAGGCAGGCAGGACGUGUUGUGAUUAACUGUGCAGUAAUUGUCUGCUAAAGCACACGUGUGGGCUGGGGGGGCAGCAGGAUGACAGAUGGAUGCAUUUACAGCCUCCUUACCCCCUGCUCAAGAGGAUUUGGGGGAGAAAGGCAGAGACUUCUGGUGGGUUCAUGCACCUUUCAGAUGGGGCUGAGGUCGGAGCUCAAAGUGUUGCAGGGAGGCACUAGCAGAUGGUGCAGCACGGCGUUUCCAUGGGGAAGCAAGACAGCAGGACUGAGUCAAGCUGAGCCGGUUACUGUCUCAUGUGAUAUCACAAAAUGUCCACUUUCUGUAUCUCCCAAACAUCCUCCCCAGGUCUGCACCUACCAGCACAGCAAACAGGCUCCUGUUGGCUGCAGGCUGUAGCUGUUUCUGCAUUUGGCCUUUUCUGGGCUAACACAGAAAUACAGAAAAUGUAUAAAUACAGAAACCAGAAAUACAGUUGGGUGAGUGAAAGAGCUGGUAGUGUCUCUCCUGAAGUUCCUCUUCUUAUAUUUCCUCUACAUCUUCCUGCCCCCCUAGGUCAAACCUUACCCCAGCAUGAAGGAAACACAGAGCCAUGCUGUGGUGGCCAUGCUCUUUUUCCCCCACUGCUGUUUUUGCAGGCUCAGCAGAGAGGUACAAAGCUGCAACAGGAACAGAGGCACCAGGGGGCUGCUCAGCAGUUUGUUAUGAAGGGCCUGAAGGUGCAGCUUGACAAACAUCUCCUGACAUACUGAGAACUGGCACCUGGCCUGACCGAAAGCCCUCUGUUUCACUGUCACCCAGAGCUGCUCCCCAGCCCAGCAGCCUGCAAGGCCACACAAGCACUGCUGCCAGCUCUCUCUCACGGGUCUGUACCCAAUUAAAAUGACUAUUAACUAUGGCUCUCAUUAGUAAGAUUGACAACGACAACUUUUAAUCAUGUGCUUGGCUUGUGGAAGAUGUGGAGGAGGGAACAGCUCACUUUUCCAUUUACCAUGGAUACACUCUUAAAAAAGCAACUACAAAAAUUCCCUGCAAGUAAUUUGAGUGAAAUGCAGCUGGACUUUAAAAAUUAAGUUUUAGGCCUGAGAAGGACAAAACAUGUUUUAAAUUCCCAUUUUCUCUCCCUAGCCAGAUGAAUUUGAGCAAGGAUCAGGUUCAGUUAAGAUGAUUUUCCACGACGACUUGUGUAUUUCUGCCAGGACUGAAUUUUUACAUCCUAUUUACAGUGGUGGGGGUAGAGUAGAGGUGCUGACAUGGUUUCACCCCCACAGCACUGCUGCUAAAUACACACAUGGAGCUGGCCUUGUCAGCUUACCCUGGGCUCUUGGGAAAUAACUAGCAGCUCUAAAAAUAAGCCUGAGGAGAUCAAGCUGCUUGCACCAAGUGGGUACAGCAUUGCUGCUAGCUGCAGCACUGGGCACUACAGUCCCAGGACACUGCCUAAGGCUUCUCUAGAAUCACUACCACAAGAUGGGGUUCAUGGCUCAAGGCGUGUUGGGAAUUGCUGGCCUGAUUUAUGAAUGCCUUUAUCUGAUAUCCCAGGUGCAUGAAAGGGAGAGGAAAAACCAGCUGAGCUAGAAUGGCCCUGUGUGGCCAAGGGUGGGGUUGAUCAGAGUGCAAAGACCAAACACAGCCAAUCUGUGCUGUGUCCCUCUGUCCCUGUAUUAGUCCCUGGGAGCUGUGCUCCGCAAGGGCACUACCCUUCCCUCACCUCCUGCUGAGAUGCUUGUUGGACCACAAACCACAGGGUGAGCCCACUGCAGGUGAGGCUGUGACAGUUCUGCUUGGUGCCUGGAUGCAGAAGGGCUGGCACUGCAGGAAACAGCCUUGUACUGAACAACACACAGUGUCUUAAGCUGGGGGCAACAACAUUAUCUUGAUUUUGAAAGAAACCCAGGCCAAACCUUUGAGCAAAGCUGAACCUGGUUGUUUGCAGUGGGGGGAUCUGCAGAAAUCAGGAAGCUUGAGGUUUGCUCAAGCAGAAAUGCUUGCUCAAACCACAACAACUGAAGGGGAAUUUAAGAGAGCCAGGGGCUUUUUACAAGAAUCUGCUCUUUUCGCACAAUGUGAGUUUCUCCAAGCAAGCAGGACGGCGUGAGAGGAAACGUGAGGAUUGCUCAGGGGGCUCUGUGGGCAAGACGGAGCCAAAAGGCAGAGCACUGAGGGCUUCACAAGAGCUGGAAAAAUUAAUUCAAAAUAUUCAGGUGGAUUUCUAUGCCAUUUGGAAGAGUGAGCGUGAGAUUCUUUAAACUCGAAGUGUUAAGGUGGAAGUCCACAGGAAGCCAAGCCAGCUCAUCCAGCCCCUAUGGCAUGUCCCCUGUGGCACUGCCCACCCUGGCUGCAGGAAAUGUGGUUAUCCAGUCCCUGGCUGCAUUUGGUCUUCCCUUUAUGACAACAGUAUCCACUACGUGGAAACCCAGAUUGCAUUAGCAAAGUUAGAAAAAAGCCAACAAAGCCAUAACACAUCUGCAUUCAGCUCCAUCACGCAUGGUUACUGAACUUUUCUGCUGUCAGAGCACGGCCUCAGCAGCAGAAAACACCAGCAGCUCCACAGGAACAGAAGCACAGGGCCACAGCUUACUCCAGCCUCGGAUGCCGGCACAUAGAUCUCUUCUGAGCCCAAGAUGAGCUUUCACCCACAAUGCACGUUUGUGGUUCUUCCAGGAGGUCUUUAUAGCAGCAUUAUGCAGUGCUGGAGGGUUUCAUUUCACUUCUCUAUGCAGCUGUAAAAGGUUUCUCGGAAACCAGAGAUCGUUGCAUUUGACUUGAGUUUGCUUAUCUGCCAGAGGCUGUUUCAAGUUACUCUUUGCAGCCAUAUUGAAUGAAUCCCGAGGUGAGAAGGAGGCAGCAACAACAAGUGCUCUUUAUCCUUGUUUGGAAGUCACUGCUUCUAAUUUUGUUCCCUCCUUAUAAUCAUUAAUAUCAAGAACUACAAAAUGAGGUCAACCUCUAUUAAAUGUAAUGACUUUGCCUGCGGAGUUGGCGAUGAAAGCAGCUUCACAGUAAAGGUUUCCAUUUAGGGGGAAAGCUCUGUUUCAAGAAGUCCUCUAACCCAGUACAGCUAGUUAUAAAAAAAAUGCAGAGACUAGGGUUGAGAUUUUAAUCAGCAAAAACCCAGGAAAAACAGAAGAGUAAAAUCUGAACAUGCAAAUUAGGAACACAAGAAGACCAAAAGACAGGUUGCUGCAGGUCUGGCAAGCAAAACCUUAAUAUGCAGAGAUGACUGAGAGCUGCAUCCUCGAACCAACCCGGGGUCAUCAUGAGCAACAGCUGCAUGCAGCAAGAGGCUAGCAAGAGCAGCAGGUUUGCCUCAUUUACCUGUAGAUAAGUGGGAAUUCCCUGUACCUGGUUCCCUAUAGGUGCCCCCAGCAAGCAGAUAGUGCAUGCUGUUUCUUGUGGUUGUGAAAUGAAACUUGUUAUGGAUACAGGAGCUCAUCUUGAGAUGUGAAAGACUACUGGCUGUGUAGCAGUACUGCUUCCUUCCUGGUAGAGGAGUGCAGUCCUGUCCCAUUGGCAUGAAAAGCAGGAGGUCUGGGCUCAAGAAUUUUCCAGCUAACCCAGCAGCCUGCAAAGGGGGCCCCUUACUAACACUGGUUUGGCCCCAUUCUGCAUCAGCUCCAAUGUGCUGCCGCUGCUGGACUUUGCUUGGCACAGUGCAAUGCAGAGGAUCUGGUCUGCCAGGAGCAGGACUCGCCUCUUGUUGGAGCAGUGAGGAAUGUGGACUCAAGAUGAAAUAAUGACCAUUCCCCAUCACAGUAGAACACUUCUAUGACUUCGCAGACUAUAUUUACAACCAGAAUGGAAUGUAUUCUGGGAAGAAACAACAGAAAGGCUGGGAGUUGUAUAUUGAACUUCAUGUCUUUAUCCUUGCUGUAAAGACGGACCUUCCACAUUGAGUGAAGAUGCCUGCGUAGAGUUCCAUGAACAAUACCUUGUUUCGUGAAAGGCUUCCAGAAGAAUCGUUGGUACCUUAUUUUCUUAGAGGCUAUUAAUGGAUACGGAGGAUUCAGAUGGCUGGUCAAGUAAAAGACCUUGAUCAGAAUUGAAUGCUGUGUGUGCCAGAUAUGUUGAGAAAAUGAUUUACUGUAAGCAAAAUAACUGCUCUUGGUUGAAGCACUGAAUCCAGUAAGAUGAAGAAUGUCAAAAGGAGUCUACGAAUGAGAACAAGAUGGCAGUUCCACUCUUGAUUGAGAGGUUGAGGAAGUGGACUAAUGCAUGAGUGCUGUGAUAUUUCUGUCCAAGAGAAGGACGUUAAAACGUGGACUCCUGUGUUUUUUAAACCAGAGAAGAUCUGGGUUGUGAUCAUCCAAUCAAAAUGGACUUUGCACUUGAAUUGAUCAGGGGACUGUGUCAGUGGUUAUCCAUUGAUGGAUCUGUUUGAGGAUUGGGUGGUAAAAUUUUAUUCUCAGAUAAUUUAUGUGUAAGAGGGAAAACAUUUUGCUAAGAAAUCUGUUACUAUCCCAUUGGAUAAAAUGUACUUUUUUUUAAAGUGACUUAAUAAAAGGUUUUGGUUUCUUUCAUGCUUCGUGUUUGUCCUUUCUGGCUGAAUCUUUUCUUGGUCAUGUUGAUAUUUAAGUGUGUUAUAUUUUUGGUUGCUAUGAAAGUGAGAAAUACUUAACUGCCAAACACUAAAGGCAAGGUAAAUUUUUUUUUAUGUUCUUAAUGUUUAAAAUGUGGUUUUCAUUUACAAAUUAUCUUUACUUUGAUAUGACUUCUAAUGAAUAUUUAUUCUGGUUUGCUCAUUCAGGUGCUUAAUGUUGGGCACUUUUUCUAAUCUUGGGUGUGUUGUCAGGGUGCUUCUGCUAAACUUUCUGAAGUUAUUUUAAGGUGGAAUCGGUAUCGUACUGAAAGCUGGGCAAAUGUGUUAUAAUAAAGGAGUACUUAAAUGUUUUCUGUAGGUUUGUAAGAUGUGCUUGUUCAGUCGUGUGUGUGUGUGUGUACAGAAACUGUUACCAGACUUCCUGGACAACAUACUUCCUAAACAGUCUUAUUUUCCUAAAAUUGUUCUGUACGUGUACCUAAUCUGUUUCACUGCUAUUUAGUGUGGGCAUAGCUUCCUGACUCUGUACCAUGUAUUUGAUGAGGAAAGCUGUGUUAAUUUUCUUACUGCUGCAGAUGAUGGUUGCUUUUUCAAAUGAAUUUGAAGGUGGUUCUUACGUUAAAAAAAAAUACCAGAUUUUUUGUGAAUGAAAUAAUUGAACUAUAUUUCAAGUACGUUUCACUUGAAAUUCAUGGUUGUCUGUGUCAGUUUGGUCUUCAUGUGUAAGACAAAUCUCAUUCUGAGGACUUAAGCAAUGGAGGUGGUUGUUGUUGUUUUUGUUUGUUUAAAGAAAAAGAAAAGAAAGAAAUGGGAUAUUCAGUGAUUUUGCUCCUUUGGGCUUCUUUGGAAAUAUCCAUUUUUACCAUAAUGAAUUGUUCAUGCUUGUUUGAUCCAGCUAUUUUGAUGUACGCUUGCCUGUUGAAGUUUGCUUUUGCCAUGCUUUAUGAGGUGGUGUUGGAUGUUGGGACCAACUUAGGAUCCACAUUCAGAUGAGUGGAUUUUCCUUACCGUUAACCAAAAGCGGUUGCAAUUUUGUUGUACUCCUUGGUUCUAGCUUAGGUGUUAAGGGGUCUUCUGUAAAUUGUUGGUAAACUGACGUUCAGUGAAGUGGAUGCUGACAGCAGAGCGUACCUUAUUGUUCCUCUUGGUUUGGAGAUACGAUAGGUUGUUGGCAGAAAUGGACAGCAAGUGUGUGGAGUUCAAAGGAAGUUUAUUGGUUCAGUUUAUUGGUGGAAGCCAGCGUUUCCAAGCUGUUGGGAUGCUGUGCUGCAGACAGUCCUUGUAGACAUCGGAACUUGCCCUCUUCCCCUCCAUCAGUUACCCAAUGGCUGAUUCCAUCUCUGGUCGUGAUGGCUACAAAUAUGGAAGAGUUCCUUGUGAUUUAAGUUGUCUCCUGCUUGUGGGGAAACAAAUGGUGGGCAGGAUGCAAGAGGCUGGGGAUGCUUGGUUCUUCUCCAUCUCCUCUGUGAUAUGUCUUCUCAGUGCCCCAGAUGUUGGACUGUAGAUGUGGCUUGAUUUCUGAAUAUGCAUCUUGGCUGUUUCGCGGCUUUGAAUUCUUUUGUUUAAAAUCUCCUGGCAAAUAUUAAUGAAUUAAGAAUGGAAAUGAGAAAUAAUUCAUUUAAUGGUGUGAGACUUACUCUACAGCAGUGCCUUCACAUCGCUGAUGCAGUUGCUGUAGCUGUUGGGUUUGUGUUGCUGGGGCAGACCACUAGGGAGGCGCUGUUGAGCUGGAAGGGGUUGGUAGCACUGUGGGGCUUUUUCAGGAGCUCAUGGCACUUCUGUCCCAAGCACUAUGUGCAAGUAUUGGAUGACAAAAAGAAGAGCUUUUGUCUGGGGGUACUAUGACUUAACUUAAAAAUAAAUGCCCCCCCGGGUGGGGUGACCCCCAAGGUGGGCUGUUGCUGGCUGCAUGGCUGUGAGCUCCACUGCCAUUCUUUCAAAAUGGCUUGUAGCAGCAGCACUUCCUGUCCAGGGAGGAAGUAAUUUUAGCCCAUGCACUGAAAUAUUUAGCAAAUCUUUAAAACAAAAGGAACAAAUUACGUUUCUUUCUGGUUUCAAAAGGGUGGCUGAGCCACAGGGGGUUAAGGUGCCCCUUCUGCUGGGGUAGUUGGAAGGAGCCAGGGCUGUGGGGGGUAGCAGGCACCCUUUAGGUGGAGGCUAUCUCUUUUUUUGGUAGAAAUGAAGGGGUGGGUCUAUGGUACAUCACCUGAGUUGUGGGGUAAAUGUAGAGAGUGUCAAUCAAAGGCAGAGCUCAGAGCUGGGAAGGAGCUCUAGAUGGCGGCUGUGCCUUAGAGAGAGCGCGCUCAGCUCCGUGCCUUCCCCAACACUUUACGCAACUUUCCCUAACUUUCGGGCAGCCUCAGGGGGCCCCCACAGCCCCUUGCCUCUCCUAGGCACUAAUAGGGGGCCGAGCGGACCUUUUUCGGGCAGAAAAGCAGCUUUUGAGGGCUCCCUUUUCGUGCCUUGCUGGAAAGAAGAAGCCGUGGAGAGAGCCCAGGUCGUUGUUUUUCCAGCUUAGAAGCCAUGGCGUACCUCCAUUUUUGUGCGCUCUCCUAAUGAGCUUUUUCCCCCGGACAUUUUUGUACUAAUUAUCGUUUCUUUUGCUUUACCGACAGCAUAUUUUUGGGAUUAGAAUAUAUAUAUUUUUUCUUUUUCUGAAUUUCAUAUUUUAUCAUUCGAACUCUAAAUAUUUUGGAUCUAAUGUUUUUCCACGACCCGAAACUAAGAUCGACUUGGUCCUGGCGGCGGUGCAUGGAUCAGUAAAUACCUGGGCACAGGACUUCAAAGCAAGCAGACAUCCCUGACCCCCUCUUAUUAUUUAAGAAUAAAAAGAUGAUGAGAAAUAAGGACAAAAGCCAAGGAGAGGAGGGUUCAGUCCACAGCAAUGCAUCGAGUCACUCGGCAUCCGAAGAAGCCUCUGGCUCUGACUCUGCAAGCCAGUCUGAGAGCGAGCAGGGCAGCGAGCAGGGCAGCGAGUCUAACAGCAGCUCCGAGUCCUCUGAAAGUCAGUCUGAAUCCGAAAGUGAAUCAACGGGUUCAAAAUCCCAGCAGACCCCUCCUGAAACCAAAGAAAAACCAGCCUCUAAGAAGGAAAGGAUAGCAGAUGUUAAAAAGAUGUGGGAAGAAUAUCCUGAUGUUUAUGGGGUUAGGAGGUCAAACCGAAGCAGACAAGAACCGUCACGAUUUAAUAUAAAAGAUGAGGCAAGUAGCGAAUCUGAAAAUGAGAGCCCAAAAAGAAGAGGCCAGAAGCAAGUGAAAAGAAAAAAAAAGUGGAAAAGAGAGAUUUCUGGUGAAGAAGAGGAUGAAGAUGGAGGGGAUCAAGGCACCAGUGCAGAGAGCGAGCCUGAACCGAAGAGAAUUAAAGCAAAAAGACCUGUUCAAAGGAGAGCAAUGGCCAAAACCAGUGUUAAAAAACCUCCCAAACUCCAGCGUGGGAAGAAGAGAAAGAGACAGGUGUCAUCUGAAGAUGAUGAUGAUGAUGAAGAUGGUGAAACUCCUAAGAGACAAACUCGACGAAGAGCAGCCAAAAAUGUCAGUUACAAGGAGGACGACGAUUUUGAGACGGAUUCUGAUGACCUGAUAGAGAUGACUGGGGAAGGGGCUGAUGAACAUGAAGACAACAGUGAAACUAUUGAAAAAGUCUUGGAUAUCAGGCUUGGAAAAAAAGGAGCCACUGGUGCUUCCACCACAGUGUAUGCAACUGAAGCUAAUGGCAACCCUAGUGCUGACUUUGACCCUGAAAAGGAUGAGGGAGAGGUUCAUUACCUGAUCAAAUGGAAAGGCUGGUCGUACAUCCACAGCACAUGGGAGAGUGAGGAGUCCCUGCAACAGCAGAAAGUGAAGGGCCUGAAAAAGCUAGAAAACUUCAAGAAAAAGGAGGAGGAGAUCAAGCAAUGGCUGGCCAAGGUAUCGCCUGAAGAUGUGGAAUAUUUCAACUGUCAACAGGAGCUGGCUUCAGAGCUGAACAAACAGUAUCAAAUCGUGGAGAGAGUAAUUGCUGUGAAGACCAGCAAGUCUGCAACGGGGCAUGCUGACUUUCCAGCAAACAGUCGCAAAACAUCCUCGAAUGACCCUGAAUACCUGUGCAAGUGGAUGGGACUGCCCUAUGCAGAGUGCAGCUGGGAAGAUGAAGCUCUGAUAAGCAAGAAAUUUCAGCACUGCAUUGACAGCUUCAACAACCGUAACAACUCCAAAACAAUUCCUACCCGGGACUGCAAGGUAUUGAAGCAGAGACCAAGAUUUGUUGCCUUGAAGAAACAGCCUUCUUAUAUUGGCAGUGAGAACCUGGAGCUGCGAGAUUACCAGCUGGAGGGCCUCAACUGGCUUGCUCACUCAUGGUGCAAGAACAACAGUGUGAUCCUGGCUGAUGAAAUGGGCCUGGGGAAGACGAUUCAGACAAUCUCAUUCCUGUCGUACCUCUUCCACCAGCACCAGCUGUACGGUCCUUUCCUGGUGGUGGUUCCUUUGUCGACUCUCACCUCGUGGCAGAGAGAGUUUGAAGUGUGGGCACCUGAGAUCAACGUGGUGGUUUACAUCGGUGACCUCAUGAGCAGGAACAUGAUACGUGAAUAUGAGUGGAUCCACUCUCAGUCUAAAAGGUUGAAAUUCAAUGCACUUAUCACAACAUAUGAGAUCCUCCUCAAAGACAAGGCUGUUUUGGGAAGUAUUAGCUGGGCCUUUCUAGGCGUGGAUGAAGCCCAUCGGUUGAAAAAUGAUGACUCUUUGCUGUACAAAACAUUGAUUGACUUCAAGUCCAACCACAGGCUGCUGAUCACUGGCACUCCGCUUCAAAAUUCACUCAAAGAGCUCUGGUCCCUGCUGCAUUUCAUCAUGCCUGAGAAGUUUGAGUUCUGGGAGGAUUUUGAAGAAGAUCAUGGGAAAGGUAGAGAGAAUGGCUACCAGAGCCUUCACAAAGUCCUGGAGCCGUUUCUCCUACGCAGAGUGAAGAAGGAUGUGGAGAAAUCUUUGCCAGCCAAAGUGGAGCAGAUCCUCCGUGUGGAAAUGUCUGCUUUGCAGAAGCAGUAUUACAAGUGGAUUUUGACAAGAAACUACAAGGCUCUUUCAAAGGGAACAAGAGGAAGCACAUCUGGUUUCCUAAACAUUGUGAUGGAGUUGAAGAAGUGUUGCAACCACUGCUACCUUAUCAAGCCUCCUGAGGAAAAUGAGAGAGAGAAUGGCAUUGAGACCCUGCAGUCUCUGAUCAGGAGCAGUGGAAAGCUAAUUCUCUUGGACAAGCUGCUGACCAGGCUGCGGGACAGAGGCAACAGAGUCCUGAUCUUCUCCCAGAUGGUGAGGAUGCUGGACAUCUUGGCAGAGUACUUGACUAUCAAACACUAUCCUUUCCAGCGCUUAGACGGCUCAAUCAAAGGGGAGAUCCGAAAGCAGGCGCUGGACCACUUCAACGCUGACGGCUCUGAGGACUUCUGUUUCUUACUGUCAACACGAGCUGGAGGGCUGGGAAUUAAUUUGGCCUCUGCUGAUACUGUUGUUAUCUUUGAUUCGGACUGGAACCCCCAGAAUGACCUUCAGGCUCAGGCUCGGGCUCACCGCAUUGGACAAAAGAAGCAGGUGAAUAUUUACCGCCUGGUCACAAAGGGUACAGUUGAGGAGGAGAUCAUUGAGAGGGCCAAGAAGAAAAUGGUGCUGGAUCAUUUGGUGAUCCAGCGUAUGGACACCACUGGACGGACUGUUCUGGACAACAACUCUGGGCGAUCCAAUUCAAAUCCUUUCAACAAAGAAGAGCUGACAGCUAUUCUGAAGUUUGGAGCUGAAGAUCUCUUUAAGGAGCUUGAAGGGGAAGAGUCAGAGCCUCAGGAGAUGGACAUUGAUGAAAUUCUGCGUUUGGCUGAAACACGAGAGAAUGAAGUGUCCACCAGUGCCACCGAUGAGCUGCUGUCACAGUUCAAGGUGGCUAACUUUGCAACCAUGGAGGAGGAAGAGACAGAGCUGGACGAGCGGCCCCAAAAGGACUGGGACGAUAUCAUCCCCGAGGAGCAGAGGAAAAAGGUGGAGGAGGAAGAAAGGCAGAAAGAACUGGAGGAAAUCUACAUGCUGCCUCGCAUCCGGAGCUCAACGAAAAAGGCUCAAACGAAUGAUAGUGAAUCAGAUGCAGAGACUAAGAGAAGGCUUCAGAGAUCGUCGGGGUCAGAAAGUGAGACUGAUGAUACGGAUGAUGAGAAGAGACCAAAGCGCCGUGGACGUCCUCGGAGCGUUCGAAAAGAUACUGUGGAAGGAUUUACUGAUGCUGAAAUCCGGAGGUUUAUCAAGGCUUACAAGAAGUUUGGACUGCCUCUUGAGCGGCUGGAGUGCAUUGCCCGGGAUGCUGAGCUGGUGGAUAAGUCUGUGGCUGAUCUGAAGCGUUUAGGGGAACUCAUCCACAACAGCUGUGUGUCAGCAAUGCAGGAAUAUGAGGAGCAGCUGAAAGAAAACCCAGGUGAAAGGAAAGGACCUGGGAAAAGAAGAGGUCCUACCAUCAAGAUCUCUGGUGUCCAAGUGAAUGUGAAAUCCAUCAUCCAGCAUGAAGAGGAAUUUGAAAUGCUGCAUAAAUCCAUCCCUGCAGACCCAGAGGAAAGGAAGAAGUACCGCUUGACGUGCCGUGUCAAAGCUGCCCAUUUUGAUGUAGACUGGGGAGUGGAGGAAGAUUCUCGCUUGUUAGUGGGAAUUUAUGAGCAUGGUUAUGGAAACUGGGAACUAAUUAAAACAGAUCCGGAAUUGAAGUUAUCUGAUAAGAUCCUACCUGUUGAGACAGAUAAGAAACCUCAGGGAAAACAGCUCCAGACCCGAGUUGAUUAUCUACUGAAACUGCUGAAGAAGGAUCUGGAGAAGAAAGAAAACAUGAAAGAUGGGGAAGAGGGCAAGCUAAAGAAGAGGAAACCACGAAUAAAGAAAGAGAACAAGGCUCCCAAAGUCAAAGAUGAGCAUGGGAACGAACUCUCCCCUCCUCGGCACUCAGACAACCAGUCAGAAGAAGGUGAAGUCAAGGAUGAUGGCUUGGACAAGAGCCCAGUGAAAAAGAAACAGAAGAAAAAAGAGAACAAAGAGAACAAGGAAAAACAGACAAGCACUAAGAAAGAAAAGGAAAGUGAUAAAGAGAAAAAGAAGACAAAAGAAAAGAAAGAGAAGCCUAAAGGUGGUGAAGCCAAAUCUGGAAGUAAAGGGAAGAGAUCGCAAGGUCCUGUCCAUAUUACAGCAGGGAGUGAACCAGUCCCUAUUGGAGAAGAUGAGGAUGAUGAUCUGGACCAAGAAACAUUCAGCAUAUGCAAGGAAAGGAUGAGACCAGUGAAAAAAGCACUGAAACAGCUUGAUAAGCCUGAUAAGGGACUGACGGUUCAAGAACAGCUGGAGCACACACGCAACUGCCUCCUAAAAAUUGGGGACCGCAUCUCUGAGUGCCUUAAAGCCUACACCGACCAGGAUCUUAUCAAACUAUGGAGAAGGAACCUAUGGAUAUUUGUGUCAAAGUUCACAGAAUUUGAUGCCAGAAAGCUGCACAAACUCUACAAGAUGGCUCAUAAGAAAAGGUCGCAGGAAGAGGAGGAGCAGAAAAAGAAGGAGGACAUGGCCAGCAUGCCCAGCAUGAAGAAGCCGUUCCGCCCAGAGCCUUCCGGCUCCAGCCGUGAUCCUGCCAUGUCCCAGUCUCACGUGCCUCACAAUCCUCAUUCCCAGAAGCUCCACAUGCCCCCUUCCCAUGCCCAGCAGCAGAUGCACGGGCACCCACGUGAAAGCUACGGCCAUCCCCCCAAGAGACACUUCAGCAACACAGACCGAGGAGAGUGGCAACGAGAUCGAAAGUUCAGCUAUAGUGGCAACAGCAACCAGAUGUGGGGUGGGGAGCGGCAUCACCAAUACGAGCAGCACUGGUACAAGGACCACCACUAUGGGGACCGGCGAUCUCGUGGAGACCCGCACCGGAGCUCUGGGAACUACAGACCAAAUAACCUCUCCCGCAAGAGGCCGUACGAACAGUACAGCAGUGACCGAGACCACAGAGGCCACCGGGAUUACUAUGACAGGCACCACCACGACUCCAAGCGCCGACGAUCCGAUGAGUUCAGGCCUCAGAAUUACCACCAGCAGGAUUUCCGACGGAUGUCUGAUCACAGGCCGCCCAUGGGAUACCAUGGCCAAGGACCUUCGGACCACUACCGGUCCUUCCACACAGACAAACCGGGAGACUACAAACAGCCCCUUCCUCCACCUCACCCUUCCGUGUCGGACCCUCGCUCGCCCCCCUCUCAGAAAUCUCCUCAUGAUUCCAAGUCGCCUCUCGAUCACAGAUCACCUCUGGAUAGAUCGCUAGAACAGAAAAACAAUCCAGACUAUAACUGGAACAUUAGGAAAACGUAAAGCGAAUGAGAAGGGGGGAAACACAUCUUGAAAGACUUGGAUGCAACAACCAGAAACUCUGAACAUGCUGCUAUCAUCCUGCUGGGUCAAGGAGGAUUUUGGAGGAGCAGGUGGAGGAAGACUCAGUUCUAAUUUGGGUUCCCAUUUUGUUUCCCCCCUUUCUCUCAUUGAACAUUGGAACCAGACUUGCCUCAUUCUUUUUCUUUGGUUUGUUUUCCCCAAUCCAACGGACACAUGGAGAAUUUUCCUCAGCCACGGUGUUUCCUCAAAACCGAGAAGGUGGAUCAGUGCUGCUUAGGAUUGUGCCAGAAGGCUGUGUGCCUGCUUGGUCUUGAUGUUACAUGACAGAUGCUGCUCUGGGACUGGGGAUAAACUGGUUGGGCUGGGCUUUGUGUGUAACCAGCAUAGGUCAAUGGAUGGUAUAUUCCAGGAGGGAUAGGAGAUUCCCUCAGCAUCCAAGCUGUUGUUGUCACAAGGGCUUGGUUGAAAGAGGGACUCUGUGUCCCUACAGUGACUCCAAAGGAGUUGGAUCCAUGCUGGUGACAAUCCAUCACUUUUCUGGACUCAUUAUCAUUUCUCGUGUCUUUAUCCAUUUCAAGAAACUGGCUCUGCUGUGUCUGCCAUUGUGUUCACUGCCGCAGAAGAGCAGAGGGGGAUCCAGGGCUGGAAUCAGCAAAUCUUGACUCUGGGAGACUCUGGGAUAUGUGAAAAAAAGGCAGACUUCUGUAGCAAAGGCUUAUUUCACUUCCAACAAAUAGGAAAGAAACUAGGGUGAGAGCAGUAUUUCCUCAUUGACAGGGCACAGGAAUUCAGAACAAGACCCCUCUUCUCUCCUGACAUGGGCAGCUUGGAUAUCCAGGAAUUAACACAGGUGUUGGCUGGGAGCUGUGAGUUACCAGGACAAGAGAUGGCUCUUGGCAUCUGGGGACCCUGAAGCUCCUAAUUCUGUCAUUUCUCUCUGUGCUUCACAAAAUGGUGAUCACAAACCUUUAGUACAACCAAAAGAUAAGGGGUGGUAGCACACAGUUGAAAGGCAGUGCUGUGAGCUGAUCUCUGUCUGGGAAUGGUCACACCUGUCACCUUUCUGCCACCAUUCAGCAGUUCAAGUUGGAGAUGUGCCUGCGGGCUUAGCACUUAAGUGAGGAGGAAAAAAAAAUGAGGAAUUCAGGACUUGGUACUUAAAAAUUCCUGGUGCAAAUGUUUUAGAGGCCCGGCAGGGCAGAGGGAGAAGAGGGGUUUGCAGCCCAGCUCAGCGGGAUUCAGAGCAAACAUUUCUCCAAGCGUUGGAGUCAUUGCAGAUGAUACAGAACAGUGUCCAGCCAGCGGUGUGCGCAGCGGUUCUGCACAGGUUGCUGAUCAGAAGCCAGUGUGGUCCUUGUCAGUAGAACUGCAUCCCUGCAAUGAACAAAGCUCUCCCAACAGCCAGGCUGCCCAGAGCGUGAUAUCUGCGGAUGCUUCGUCUCCCAGAGUUCAGUAUUAAAGAUCAGGCCGUUCCAGGCUGCUCUUCUUGGUGGGGGGCAGAAAUUGAGGCUCUGUUAAGAUGCCAGUAUAUGACCUUAAUAAGCUGUGAUGUCCUUUCCCUGAUAGUCCGAGGGGUGUUGAGGGCUGGCCUUCCUGCUCCAGGCGCUUUGGAAAGCACACACAAAUCAACACUAACCCCCACGUCUCCACGCCGUGCCGGAGGCGUUGAGGCAACGCGUUGCCGCUGCCUUUCUCACUAAGCUGUGAUUGCACUUGCUGUGGUAUUCAACAAAGAGGUCCUUUCUUUUCAGAGGUAUUAGCUUUUAAAGUAAAAUUGGAAGAAACCUCACAGGGGCAAGGAGAAAUUGCUCUUUUCACAUUCACACAGUGGUGCUGUCGUGAUGGAAAGUUUGUGCCAUACAAGUCGUAGCAAGAGGCAAUACUGGCCAGACCAGUGUUACGGUUGGUGCAGGAUAACUUCAGACUUCCAACAGGAGGCACUUCUGUGCCCAUGCAUGAGGGGUUCUGUUCAUCCCAGGUUCCGAGCAUGAGGUGGUUUGGGGUUUCUUUCUUGAAACCAGUGCAACAGCAAAAGCUUUGCCCAUAGCUGGCGAAGAGUGGUCCCCCCUGUCACGCUGCUUUGCCACUGAACAGUCACUUGGGUUUGCUCACUCACAGUGGAUGGCUCUUCACUGGACUGCACAUUCAUGCAGGCUGGAAAUUUGUAGGGAAAGUCUUCCCCAGGUGUGCGUGCACACAUUUUAUCCCCUCAAAAUAGGGACCAGACGUAGUCACUUGGUGUGAGUGGCGUUGGAGGGGACAGAUCCACAGCCAUAAACGUCACUGCGCUGUCUGUGUCACCAUCUGGUACAGCUCUUCCUUCUGAGCCAGCUGUGGGGUUUCCUCUCUCCUCUUUGCAGGAAAAAGUAGCAAUGUGUUGGGUUUGUUUGUUCAUUUGUGUGUUUGUUGGUUCAUUCGUUCGUUCAUUCGUUCGUUCGUUCAUUCGUUUGUCUUCUUAAGAACGUUUUUCAGCCUGACCCCUGGGAAAUGUUGUGAGUUCAGCCCGUGGAAUCCUGCAGAGCAGAUGGUGCCCAACCAAGGUGGCUCUCUGAGGUCCCUCACGUGAACAGUUUAAGUGACCCCCACAUAAACACUUCUCUGCUUUCACUCAUUUCCUCCCCACCUCCACCUCCCUCCAGGGAGAGAAGGACUCUUACUGUAAAAGUCUUUUAAACCUGUUGACUAAAAAAACAGUAAUUAAUAUUAAUUUAUAUUUGUGAAAAAAAAAAUGCCACUGUCCUAGUGAUUUCUGAUGUAAAUAUGUUGUUUAUAUAGUAUGUAUUAAAUUUUCCUACAUUGUAAAACUGCUGUACUUUUGAUUCUUGUAUAUUAAAAAGUGUUCCUGAGGUUUUCA